UGUCAGUUAAGCACAAAGUUAAUAAUCGAAUAAACUUGAUACAGGAAUGAUGUGCAUGUGAAAAUAACAAAAGCCUAAUAAGCAUAUUUAUUGUAUUAUAAUUCAUUUUUAUUUUACAAUGUCGAUAAGUAUAUGAUCACACUUUUUAGAAUUCAAGUUGGAGCGGUAGGCCUAAUGUUGAAGUUGCUGGCCAUUCCUAAAGGCUUGUGAGAAGACACGUUCCUAAACAUGGCAUUGAAUAGAAUUCAAUUGGUAAAAGGGCUAGAAGAUGUGACGCUGUGUGAGAAAGAAGCCUGUAUAUUUGAGGUGGUCCUCAGUCAUGCCUACGUCCAGGGUCAAUGGAGCAGGGAUGGAGUCCCACUUAAAUCCAGGCCUGUGUGUCGAAUUGCCACGCAGGGCAAAAAACACACACUCACACUCACGCGCGUCACGGUUGCUGACAUGGGUGUCAUCAGUUUCAAGGCUGAAGGGAUUGAAAGCUCUGCUAUGCUGACAGUCACAGUCAGGAAUAUAAAGAUUGUGAAGGCUCUUCAGAAUGUCAGUUUGACCGAGAGGGAGAGCGUGACAUUUAUCUGUGAGGUCAACUGGGAAGAUGUGGAUGGGAAGUGGUACAAGGAUGACAGCCGGUUGAGAGCUGGGGACAAUGUUAAAAUAAGAUGUGAGGGUAAAAUACACUCCCUAACCUACAAAUCAGUCAAACCAGAAGAUGCUGGUGAGAUCAGAUUCACUGCUGAGAGGGUCUCUUCAACAGCAACACUAGGAGUCAAAGAGCUUCCAGUUCAUAUUGUGAAGCCCCUGAGAGUGAAGAUCGCCAUGUACAAACAUCGUGCCUUGCUGGAGUGCCAGGUCUCUCGUGCCAAUGCUGCGGUUAAAUGGUACAGAAGAAAUUAUGAAAUUGUGCCAAAUAGGAAGUACCAAACUAUCAGUGAAGGCGUGUACCGACAGCUUAUCAUAGAUGAUGUGGGAUCCUCAGAUGAAGACACUUUUAUCUGUGAUGCUGUCGAUGACAGGACUUCCUGCCAACUGUUUGUAGAGGAGCAGGCCAUCAGCAUUUUGAAAGGACUCAGUUCUGUGGAGGUCAUGGAGCCUAAAGAGGCUCGUUUUAAAGUGGAAACAAGUAUUAAGUUAGAGAGGGCACCGAAAUGGACCCUGAAUGGGCAGAUACUAUGUCCCUGUCCAGAAAUCAGGAUUGAGAGGCAAGGAACCUCGAACAGACUCAUUUUCACUCAAACCGACAGUAGUAUGUGUGGCACUGUGCAGUUCACCUCGGGGAAGAGCAAGUCAGAAGCUCAACUCACAGUUACAGAGCGCCCUUUGAUUAUCAGACAGCCCAUUUCUGAUUUGGAGGUGAAGGAGAACGGGUCAGUUACUCUCAGCUGUGAGUUCUGUCCAUCCCCCAGAGUGGUGCGCUGGUUCAAGGGUAGGACCCCCCUGUUUGCUUCCAAUAAGUACACAAUGAAGCGGGAAAAGAACCGGGUUGAGAUGACCAUCAUGGGUGUGAAAGCAUCAGAUUCAGGAGAGUAUCGCUGUCUGGCUGGUGGCUCAGAGACAAGAGGAAGAGUCAGUGUGGAAGUGAAAAGGUUGAAGAUCAUAAGACACUUGGAGCAAGUAGAGGUCGAGGAGGAUGGAACUGCAGUGUUCAGCUGUGAACUGAAUCACGAGUCACCCAGUGUCCAGUGGCUGCUCAAUGACCGAGUCCUAUACACCAACUACAUCAACAAAAUCCAGAAUUCUGGAAAAGCGUACAGUCUGAUUUUAAAACGACUAGCUCCUCAAGAGAGCCGUGUAACAUUCAAAACAUUUGAUAUCAGCGAGUCUGCGUUCCUCAGGGUCAGAGAGAAGCCAGCAGUGUUUCUCAGGUCAUUGGAGGACGUAGCAGGUGAGGAACGUGGUGAAAUCCUUUUGCAGUGUGACGUUUCCAAGCCAUCAGUGACACCUGUCUGGAGGAAAGAUGGUGAAAUUCUGACCGCCAGUGAGAAGUAUGAGAUUCUCCAUGUGGGAAAGUCAUUGACUCUCAUAAUUCAUAAGCUGAGAAAGGACGACGGAGGAGAGUACAGCUGUGAUAUUGGCUGCAGCCAAACUAAAGCGAAAGUCAUAGUUCGUGACCUGCGCAUUACCAUUGUCAAACGCAUACGGACAACAGCUGUGCUGGAAGGGGAAAGCUGCAGCUUUGAGUGUGUCCUGUCCCAUGAUAUCAUUGAUGAAGCAUCGUGGAUUUUGAAUGGCCAACUGAUUGUGAGCAAUGGACGGAUCAUAGUCGCUAACAAAGCGUGCAAAUACACAAUGAGCAUUCAGGAAGUUAUGAUAUCUGAUGCUGGCGAAGUGGUUUUUACCAUUAAAGAGCUUAGCUGCAGGACUAUGCUGUUUGUGAAAGAGAGACCUGUGACGGUUUUUAGGGAUAUGCUAAAUGUUACAGCAACACCUGGUGAAGAUCCAGAGCUCAGCUGUGAGAUCACGAAACCUGAUGCAACAGUUAAAUGGCUGAAAAAUGGGCGGCUAAUUAGAGUAAGCCCAAAAUAUGAAAUUAACCAAAAUAAUUAUCUGGUGAAGCUCAUCAUCCAUAAUGCAGCUAUAAUGGACUCAGGAGAGUACUGCUGUGAGGCUGAUGGGAUUGCUACAAGGGCGAGAUUAGAUGUCAGAGACUUGCAACAUACAUUUGCAAAGGAACUGAAGGAUAUGCGUGCAGAGGAAAAGGGUAUAGUGACCAUGGAGUGUGAAACCAGGAGGCCUGCUGCUACCGUGACCUGGUUAAAAGGCCUAACGGUGCUCUGCUCGGGACAGAAGUACAUGAUGAAGAAGAAAGAUGUUGUCCUCACUCUGACCAUCUUCAAUCUGGAGAAAAGUGACAGUGCUGUCUAUACCUGUGAUGUUGGGACAAUGCAGAGCAGGGCUUUACUUACAAUUCAAGGUCAAAAAGUAGUCAUUGUGGAUGAACUAGAAGAUAAAGAGUGUCUAGAAGGAGAUACCAUCACCUUUAAGUGUCGGAUCUGCCCAAGUGACUACACUGAUGUCAAAUGGUACCUGGAUGAGACCUUGCUCUACACUAAUGAUCUUAAUGAGAUCAAGAUGAUACCUGGUGGAUACCACACUCUUACCUUCAAACAGCUUGCACGUAAAGACACCGGCACCAUCUCUUUCGAGGCUGGGGACAAAAGAUCAUACGCAUCACUAUUAGUUAGAGAGAGACGCCCCACAAUAACUAAAGCAUUGGAAGACACGGAAGCAAUUGAAGGAGGAAGUUUAGUGCUUUUAUGCAAGACCUCAAAGCCAUGUCAUAUUGUUUGGUACAAAGAUGGCUGUUUAAUCUGGAAUUCCUCAAAGUACUUAGUGAGUCGAUCGGGAAAUGAAGCCAGGCUGGCCAUCCGUGAUGUGAAAGACAGUGAUGCAGGGGUGUACGAGUGCGAUGCAGGAUCUGUCAGCACUAAAGCCACCGUGACUGUUAAAGUUAUUCCUGCUGAGUUUACAAAAGCGCUUCAGAACCAAGAGGUCAAAGAGGGAGAGAGUGUAACGCUGAUGUGCGAAUACUCUAUACCCGGGGUCCAGUUUGUGUGGCGCAAAGGACCCGAGACGCUAAAAUCUAGUGAGAAGUACCACAUGAGGCAGAGGAAAUCUUGCAUUUCUCUUACAAUACACAAUUUGAAGCCAGAAGAUUCAGGGAAUUACACAUGCAUUUGCAGAGACCAAAGAACUAUGGCUACUCUUACAGUCAAUGCGGUUCCUAUAUCAUUUAUUAAAGAGCUCAAGAACCAAGAGACAGAUGAAGGUAAAAAUGUGACAUUACGCUGUGAGCUUUCUAAAGCUGGAAUCCCAGUGGAAUGGUUGAAAGGUGAACAAACUCUCUUGCCUGGGGAGAAGUAUCAGAUGAGGCACAUAGUCACCAUACUAGAGCUGGUAAUCAGAAGUCCAGUUCAUGAGGACAGUGGAACGUACAUCUGUGUGUGUGAGGAUCAAAGGACCAAAGCCAUUGUCAAAAUACGAACUCAACCUAUCACGUUCAAACAGAAGUUAAGAAAUCAAAUGGCUGAAGAGGGAAACAGUAUAAUCUUACACUGCGAGAUAUCCAAACCAGACACCCCUGUCCAGUGGAGAAAAGAAAGCAGCCUUCUCAGGUCUGGGGAGAAGUACAAAAUCAGACAGAGAGGCUGCAUGCUAGAGCUGAAGAUUUUUAAUUUGACGCAAGAUGAUAGCGGAGUCUAUAGCUGUACAAGCGAAACUGCUGAGACCUCAGCCAACAUCACAGUUAGCGCUCAACCUGUUACUUUUAAAGAGAAGCUGAAGAACCUGGUAGCCGAGGAAGGGAAAAUGAUAACAUUGCACUGUGAGCUUUCUAAAACCGGUGUCCCAGUAGAAUGGUGGAAUGGUGAGGAACUGCUCCAGCCUGGAGAGAAGUAUAAGAUGAGAGAACGAGACACAUCAGUUGAGCUGAUCAUCUGUGAGGCCAUGCCUGAAGACAGUGGAGUCUACAGAUGUGUCUGUGGAGACCAAAAGACCAAAGCUACAGUCAAAGUUGUUGGUGCUCCUGCUAGUUUUAAGCAAAACCUUAAGAACCAAGAAGCUCUGGAAGGCAAAUCUAUGACCCUUCACUGUGAGCUUUCCAAAGCUGGAGUACCCGUGGAAUGGUGGAGAGGAGAUAAACCGCUCCUUCCAGGGCCACGGUACCAGAUGAGGCUGGAUGGAAAGAUUGCAGAGUUGGAAAUAACUAAUGUUUUCCCUGAUGAUGCUGGGAUAUACAGCUGUGUGACUGGAAGCCAAAAGACAACAGCUGAAGUGAAAGUCAAAACCCUUCCAAUUACUUUCAAGCGAGAGCUUCAGAAUCAGAUAUCUACAGAGGGUGAGAGUGCAGUAUUUACCUGUGAACUUUCAAAGCCUGGUGCUCCAGUUGAGUGGAGGAAAGGUAGAGUGAUGCUGAAAAGUGGAGCCAAAUAUCAGAUGAUGCUUGAGGGGCGAUUAACCAAACUGCUGAUAAAUAAUCUAGUUGAGGGUGAUGCGGGAAAUUACACCUGCAAAACCAAAGAUUCACAAUCGACAGCUGAAUUGACGGUUCAAGGACUACCUGCUACCUUUAAAACAAAUUUGAAGAACCAGGAAACUCAGGAGGGGAACAGUGUCAAUCUGUACUGUGAACUUUCUAAAGCUGGUGUUCGAGUAGAGUGGUGGAAAGGAAAAGAACUGCUCAAGACUGGAGAAAAAUAUCAGUUGAGACAGAAAGAAGCAACAGUAGAGUUGUUAAUAAGGAAGGCACAACCAGAAGACAGUGGAGUGUAUCGCUGCGUAUGUGGAGAAUACACGACUGAAGCCACCAUCAAAGUAAAUGCUCUCCCCAUCACUUUCAAACAAGAACUUAAGAAUCAAGAAGGUGAAGAAGGGAAUAUCAUCACAUUGCGCUGUGAUCUCUCUAAGGCCAGUACUGAUGUGAAGUGGUUGAAGGGAGAGGAAGUCCUAAAGCAUGGAGAAAAGUACCAGUUGAGACAGAUAGCAACUAAAAUGGAGCUUGUUAUCAGAAAAGCCAUACCUGAAGACAGUGGAGUCUACUUUUGUGUAUGCCCUGAUCAGACAUCCAAAGCUACAGUUAAAAUCAAUGCUCUCCCGAUCACUUUCAAACAAAACUUGAGAAAUCAAGAAGUGGUGGAAGGAAACACAGUUGCUUUCCGUUGUGAGCUUUCCAAACCGGGAGCUACGGUGAAAUGGUGGAGGGGUGAAGAGGUGCUGCAGGUUGGAGAAAAGUACCAGAUGAGGACUGAGGGACGGAUUGCUGAGCUUCUCAUUAAAAAUGUCAACUCUGAAGAUGUCGGCUUCUACAGCUGCACUACCGGAAAGGAAAAAACGACAGCGGAGGUCAAAGUUAGGGCUCUACCUGUCACUUUCAAACGAGAACUUCAAAACGAAGUAACCAAAGAAGGUGGGCAAGCUGUGUUUAGUUGUGAGCUCUCUAAACCCGGUGCACAAGUCGACUGGAGAAGGAAGAGUUAUUCUCAACUGAUCAUCACAAAGGCCAUGCCUGAAGACAGUGGAGUCUACAGCUGCAUUUGUGGGGAGCAGAAGACCAAAGCCACGAUCCGAGUAUUCGCCACACCAGUAACAUUCAACCAAAACCUGAAGAGCCAAGAGGCCCCUGAGGGAGGUGUUGUUAUUCUGCAUUGUGAGCUGUCCAAAGCUGGGGUACCAGUAACAUGGUUAAAAGGGGACGAGGAGCUCUGCAAUGGGACUAGAUACAAGAUAAAGCAGGAGGGAUUGGUUGCCGAAUUACACAUUAAAAACGUUCUUCCCAUGGAUGUUGGGGAAUACAGCUGCAUUGUUGGAGACCAGAAGACUACAGCUGAAGUUAAUGUUAGGGCUGCUGCCUCUGUGUUCUUUGAGAAAGAGCUUGAGAGUCAAGAAGCAAUGGAGGGGGAUUCUGUCCUGUUUCGUUGUUUGCUCUCUAGCGAUAAUGCCCCAGUGACCUGGAGAAAAGAUACAAAUCAGAUCACACAGGGUGGGCGAUAUACCCUCCACCGUAAAGGUUCAACCCAGGAGCUCGAAAUCAGGAAACUGAGAAUGCAGGAUGCUGGCAUGUACUCAUGCAGCGUCAGAGGCAAGAACACCUCUGCGACCCUCAGAGUGAUAGAGCGUGUGAGGAUUGUGAAAGGACUGCGUGACUUGACAGUUACUGCAGGUGAGAGCGCACACUUUGUGUGUGAGCUUUCACAUGAGAACAUCCUUGAUGGGGUUUGGUGGCUUGGUUCCAAUGAACUUCAGGAGAACGAGAUGAACCAGAUGAGUAUCUGUGGUCGAGAACAUCACUUGGUGCUCACUAUGACCACAACUGAAGAGUCAGGUGUUGUAUCCUUUGUGGUAGGAAAUGAAAAGACCUCUGCUCGUCUUCGUGUGAACAGCAAACCUACAGUUUUCAUAGAGGAAAGACUGAAGGACAUGACCAUUUUUGAGGGAGAUUCUGCCACCCUAUCCUGUGUGACUUCUGACACCUGCACACCUGUCACCUGGAAACGAAAUAAUGUAACCCUGCUCUCUGGGGAAAAGUAUGAACCUCUGAAACACGGGAAACGUAGCGUUCUUCUGAUUCAUAAAGUCAGAAAAGAGGAUGCUGGGAUUUACAUGUGUGAUACAGGAGACAUGCAGAGUAGUGCUACUCUUACAGUCAAAGAACGUCCUUUGUUUUUCUGCCGGGAGCUCCAAAACCAAGAAGCAGAAGAGGGUGAGACUACUUUCUUGUGCUGUGAAUUGUCUCAACCUGGAGUUGCAGUUGAGUGGAAGAAGGGAGCAGUUCUUCUUAGCCCUGGUAACAAAUAUGAGAUGAAACAGGAUGGAUGUGAGCUGCAGCUACAGAUCAAUGACCUCACAAGUCAAGACAGUGGAGCCUACAGGUGUUGUGCUGAUGGCAUUGAGACAAGGGCUAGUAUUACUGUAAAAGAGCGUUCUUUAUUUUUCCAUGAAGAGCUCCAAAACCAAGAAGCAGAAGAAGGUGAAUCAGCGUUCCUGUGCUGUGAGCUCUCUAAACCUGGAGUAGCAGUACAGUGGAAAAAGGGGGCAAUGCUGGUGAAAAAUGGACAGAAGUAUGAGAUGACGCAAGAGGGCAAUGAAGUACAACUUCAGAUCCAUGAUCUCACAAAGCAACCUCUUUUCUUCUGUGAGGAACUCCAUAACCAGGAAGCAGAGGAGGGCGAGACAGCCUUCCUUUGCUGUGAGCUUUCUAAACCUGGAGUUGAAGUGCAGUGGAAGAAGGGGGCAAUACGAUUGAGACCGGGAGACAAAUAUGAGAUGAAACAAGAUGGCUGCAGAGUACAGCUACGGAUCCAUGGCCUGACACGUCAGGAUAGUGGCACAUACAAGUGCUGCUCUGGAAGCCUGGUAACCACAGCAUCCAUUGUACUCAAAGAACAUCCUUUGUACUUCAUCAAGAUGCUUGAGUGUCAAGAAGCAGAAGAGGGCGAAACUGCCUUGCUUUGCUGUGAGCUUUCCAAACCUGGGGCUGCCGUACAGUGGAAGAAGGGAUCUGUGCUGCUAAAGCCUGGAAGGAAGUAUGAAAUAAAGCAGAAUGGUAGUGAACUGCAGCUUCAGAUCCAUGAGCUCACAAGCCAAGACAGUUGUGUCUACACAUGCUGUGUUGGUAGUCUAGUGACUUCAGCAUCUCUGGAAGUGAAAGAACAACCUCUGUUUUUCUGUGAGGAGCUCCAAAAGCAAGAAGUAGAAGAGGGUGAGACUGCCAUACUGAGCUGUGAGCUCUCUAAACCUGGAGUGGAAGUGCACUGGAGGAAGGGAAUUGUUUUGCUUAGACCAGGAAACAAAUAUGAGAUGAAGCAAGAUGGCUGUAAAUUACAGCUUCUGAUACAUGAGCUCAACAGUCAGGACAGUGGUGUCUAUAAAUGUUGUGCUGGUAGCUUGGCGACCACAGCAUCUAUCAAAGUGAAAGAAUCACCAGUUGUCUUCCAAGAGGAGCUCCAAAGCCUUGAAGCAGAGGAAGGUGAGACGGCCACCCUGACCUGUGAGCUGUCUAAACCUGGAGUUGCUGUGAAGUGGAAGAAGGCAUCAGUGUUGCUUAAGCCAGGCAACAAUCUGGUGACAACUGCUUCACUUGUGGUAAAGGAACAUCCCUUGUUCUUUUCCAAGGAGCUCCAAAACCAGGAAGCAGAGGAGGAAAAGCCAUUGUACUUCUCGAAGGAGCUCCAAAACCAUAAAGCAGAGGAGGGUAAGUCAGCCAUAUUGUGCUGUGAGCUCUCUAAACCUGGAGUUUCUGUGCAGUGGAAAAAGGGAGCAGUGCUUUUGAAGCCUAGUAACAAAUAUGAGAUUAAAGAGGUUGGCCCCAAGCUACAGCUUCAGAUCAAUGAGCUAACAGCUCAGGACAGUGGGGCCUACAAAUGUUGUGCUGGAAACCUGGUCACAACUGCUUCUCUUAAAAGCCAUUGUUCUUCUCUGAGGAGCUCCAAAACCAAGAAGCAGAGGAGGGAUGGCCGUGAACUACAGCUUCAGAUCAAUGAGCUAACAGCACAAGACAGUGGGGCCUACAAAUGUUGUGUUGGGAACCUGGUCACAACUGCUUCACUUGUGGUAAAAGAACAGCCAUUGUUCUUCUCUGAGGAGCUCCAAAACCAAGAAGCAGAGGAGGGUAACACAGUUACAUUGCACUGUGAGCUCUCUAAACCUGGAGUUUCAGUGCAGUGGAAAAAGGGAACAGUGCUUUUAAAGCCUAGUAAAAAAUAUGAAAUUAAACAGGAUGGCCAGCAGCUACAGCUUCAGAUCCAUGAGCUAACAACUCAGGACAGCGGGGCCUACAAAUGUUGUGUUGGGAGCCUUGUCACAACUGCUUCUCUGGUGGUAAAAGAACAUACCUUGUUCUUCUCUGAGGAGCUCCAAAACCAAGAAGCAGAGGAGGGUAAGACAGUCACAUUAUGCUGUGAGCUCUCUAAACCUGGAGUUUCAGUGCAGUGGAAGAAGGGGACAGUGCUUUUGAAACCUAGUAAAAAAUAUGAGAUAAAACAGAAUGGCUGUCAGCUACAGCUUCAGAUCCAUGAGCUAACAGUCCAGGACAGUGGGGCCUACAAAUGUUGUGUUGGAAACCUGGUCACAACUGCUUCUUUUGUGGUAACAGAGCAACCAAUAUUCUUCUGCAAGAACCUCCAAAGCCUUGAAGCAGAGGAAGGUGAGACAGUCACCCUGAUCUGUGAGAUCUCAAAACCUGGAGUUGCAGUGCAGUGGAAGAAGGGAACAGUGUUUCUAAAACCUGGAAACAAAUAUGAAAUGAAACAAAAUGGCUGUGUGCUACAACUCCAGAUACGUGACCUGAAAAGUGAUGAUAGUGGCUCUUAUAAAUGUUGUACUGGUAGCAUGGUGACAACUGCUUCUCUUGUGGUAAAGGAACAUCCCUUGUUCUUCUCUAAGGAGCUCCAAAACCAAGAAGCAGUGGAGGGUAAGACAGUCACCCUGAUCUGUGAGCUCUCUAAACCUGGAGUUUCUGUUCAGUGGAAGAAGGGAGCAAACCUUCAAAACCUUGAAUCCGAAGAAGGUGAAACUGCAUUCCUGACAUGUGAGCUCUCAAAACCUGGAGUUGCCGUGCAGUGGAAAAAGGGAUCAGUGUUGCUAAAACCAGGAAACAAGUAUGAGAUGAAACAGAAUGGCUCUGAAUUACACCUUCAAAUCCAUGAUUUAAAAUGUCAGGACAGUGGUGUCUACAAAUGCUGUGCUGCUAGGAUGGAGACAACAGCUUCUGUUGUUGUAAAAGAAGCUCCACCUAAAAUUAAAGACAUCCCUCAAGCCCCACCAAGAAUAAAAGGAAAAAACAUUAUGGAAGAAACACACAGUGGUCUAGAUCAUAAGAAACAAGCUGCAGUCAUUGAGGAAUCAGACAUCUCUAUCUUAGAGCCAUCAGAGGUUCACUUCCAGGAUCUCUGUGAGAAACCGACAGAUGACCAGGAAGUCAAGACUAAAUCAUUGGUUAGACAAAAGGGAAAAGAUGUGAUUUCCAAAAUGCUUAUCAAUGAGUCUAGUUGCACCAUUGGAGAACCUGAAAUUCCUUCUCUUGCAACCAAUGUACAUGAAGAACAAAGAAAAAAGGAGUUGGACACAGAUUCCAAAUGGGUUACUAAGAUUUCUGUGGACCAGCACAAUGAAGAGAUCUCAGGGCAAGUUCAAAAGAAAACUCCAAGCAUAGAUGCAAGUGAACAGAGUAAGGAACCACCCAGAGACGUUCCCCUGCCUCCACCGCGGUCAAAGGGUAAGGCCACACAUCCAGAUGAUUUACUCCAAGACCAGCACAGUGUUAAAGAGCCGACUCUUGACAAGAGAGGCAAGGAACAAGAUGUUGUCAUUGUGGCUUUGGAGAUCACAAAGGCAUCAAAGCAUGGUGACCUAACAGUAUCACUCCCUAAAGAGAAUGUCUCUCAGCUACAUGUUGAAACCAAAAGGCAACCCUAUGUUUUGGAAGCAAAGAUCCAAGAUAUAGACAUAAAACAAACUGUGGACACCACUUUGAAGAUAUCAGAACAUGGCUUAAAUACCCCAGUCUUCAAAGAGAUAACAGCGAAACACAUUGAAUCAUCUCAGGAACAACCAUGUAAUUUAGAAGAAGAUAAUCAGUAUAUCAAACAGAAAUCAACUGUAAACAAGGAACCAAAGAAAGAGCAAAUUGUGAACAAGGAAACAGAGUUGGAAGAAUUUGCCCUGCAUACAAAUAAAAAGAAGGAACCAAAACAGAAAUCAUUGGAUAAGAAUGCAGCACAUGAAAAUCAAAAUGUCCAAUCUGAAGAGAGAACAGAAAGUGAAAAGGUUCAAUCCAUGGAUGAACAUCAUGGACAAAUAACAAAGAAUAUUACAGAACAAGCACCAAGUAUUGUAAUUACAAGCCAGAAACCCAAAGAGCAAAUCCUUUGUGCACAAAGAGACACCAAAAUGCCCGUUAGAGAUGUGCAGAAGGAAUUACAGGCAGGUGAACUGAAUUUACCACACACUGAUAGUGAAGAACUAAAACAUGUCAAGCAGGUUGUGGAUGAGCAUCAUGGAAAAGUGCCAAAGCAUGUUACAGGAAAAGCAACACAUAUUGCCAUUACAAGCCAGAAAUUCAAAGAAGAAAUAAUUACUGCAGAGAAAACUACAGCAAUCAAAGAUGUGCAGAAAUAUUCAGAACUGAAUUUACCACACACUGAUAGUGAAGAUGUGAAAAAUGUGAAGCAAGCUCUGGAUGAAGAUAAGGUUAAAGUACUAAAGCAUGUUACAGGAAAAGUGACAAAUAUUGCAACUGCAAGCCAAUUCAAAAAAGAAAUAAUUCCUGCAGAGAAAGCUACAACAAUGUCCAUUAGGGAUGUGCAAAGGGAUUCACGGGAAGUGGAACCAAACUUACUACACAUUGAUAGCGGAGAUGAGAAAAAAGUGAAGCAGGUCAAAGAUGAACAUAGCAUAAAAGUACCAAAGCACGUUAAGGAAAAGGCACCAAGUAUUACAAGACAGCAGUUAAGAGAACAAAUAAUUCCUGCAGAGAAAGCUAUAACAAUAUCGCUGAGGGAAGUGCAGAAGGCAUCACAGGAAGUUGAACCAAACUUGCCACACAUGGAUAAUAAAGAUCAGAAAAAUGUGAAGGAGGGUGUCCUUGAAGGACAGAAGGAAGAUGUUUCUAGAGGAUCCAGCACUCAACCUGAGGAGAUGAUGCCAGAGCAGAUCACAAGUGUGGAUACUGACAAACCGAAGAGUUUAAAAGCAGAACAAGAUGGUCCUGGUAUAGACCUAGAUUUUGAAGAUGAGCCAGAGAUGCUUGAGGCUGCGAUUAAAAUACAAGCUGCUUUCAAGGGCUACAAAACUAGAAAGGACAUGCGGCUCAUCUUUAAAGAAGUGUUCAAGAACCAGAAUAUUGAACUUGGUGGCACUGCAUUCCUAGAGUGUGUUGUGGAAGGUAAAAUAAGCACUUUCCGUUGGCUUAAAGAUGGAGUAACUCUCAAGCCUGGGGAAAGGCACAAAAUCACCCAUAAUGCCUAUGGUAGGUGUCUUCUAGAAAUUUCCAGUUUUACAAACAAAGAUGCUGGAAUCUACACAUGCGAAGUUGCAAACAAGUUUGGAGCAGUUAGUUACAAUGGGAAUGUGAUGGUGGGUAAACCACAGAAGCCAUCGCAAACUGUUCAGACUGCACAAACUCCAGGUACAGAAAUGGUCUCUGAGAAAGAGGUUUUGCCAACAGUUAACACUGAAGAGGAGUCAUUGAGACUGGUUUAUGACCUACCGGCAGAUGACACCUACAGCAAGAUCCAGGAGAAAAGGAGAAGUCUAAUUUCAGUCAGCUCUAUAUCCUGUUACUCAGAUUAUGACACAGCCCCAGAUGUUGAGACAGAAUACCAAUCUAGAGGUAAAAAGGCAGAGAAGUCAAAAACUGAGGCUUCUACUACUCAGACUUGUGAAGAAGAAAAAAUAAUUAGUGUGCAAUCCUCAAAGAAUACAGACCAGCUUAAAGUGAAAGGUGGCGAUUCACAGAGCCAGACACCCUCACCCAAACGCAUGCAUUCCUACAAGUCUUCUGCAAAUGCUGAGUCAUUCUCUGAGUCAGAUGGAGAUGAUGAUAGAGGAGAGACCUUUGAUAUUUAUGUAGCCAAAAGUGAUUGUCAGCCUCUGGGAGGAAACAAAGAGGCUUUUGUACUAAAGGAAGGCCAGUUUGUGGAGGUCCUGGACUCAGCCCAUCCUGUGAGGUGGCUUGUCCGUACAAAGCCAACCAAGAUCACACCAUCCCAUCAAGGCUGGGUAUCCCCGGCGUACCUAGAAAAGAAGACAAGGGAAAUAUUUUCAUUGGCCCAUGAAGCAGAGACAAAAGAAUCCCCUGAGAAAGGCAAAACAGUUUUUACAAAGGAUGAGCACAGUUUGAUCCAAAGUCGCUUGAUCAAGGGACUUCUUGAUGGUGAGAAUAAUUUUGUACGUGAGAUGAACUUCUUUGUGGAGCACCAUUUACAAUACUUAGAGACAAGCUCUCAAGUUCCUCUCACCAUCCUAAGUCAAAAAGAGUACAUAUUUCGCAAUAUCAGAGAUAUUGCAAGUGUCCAUGAAUGCUGUAUUCUCCCUAAGCUAGAGAUGUGUUUCUCAGAUGAUGAUGUAGCCCAGUGUUUUGUCAGUUAUGCACUGGACUUUGAGAUGUAUCUCCAGUUCAUAACAGGCCUGCCCCAAGCUGAGAAAGUGAUCCUUCUUUUAAAUUAUGUGAAGUAUCUUAAAAUAAACCAAAAUUCUAUUUCUACUGUGUUCCAGCAAUAUGCUAACACAGAGUUGGCACAUUUGGAUACCCAGGUCUUCAAUGUUAGCACCUAUUUGCAGAGACCCAUGGAGAGAAUUCAAACGUACAAAAAUGUACUUAAGGAGCUGAUCAGGAACAAAGCAAAAAGCGGACAGAACUGUUGCCUGCUGGAGGACGCCUUUGCCAUUGUUUCCAGCUUGCCUUGGCGUGCAGAGAACUUGCAUCAUCUGUCCAUGAUUGAGAAUUACCCUGCACCUCUCAAGGGGCUUGGAGAACCCAUUAGACAGGGCCAUUUUACAGUAUGGGAGGAAAUUCCUGAGGUCAAAACCUCUCAAAGAGGACAUCACCGCCACGUCUUUCUCUUCAAAGAUUGUAUUGUCUUCUGCAAGCCGAAGAGAGAACUUGGCACAUACACUGAGGCCUACAUAUUCAAGAAUAAGAUGAAGCUGAGUGAUAUUGAUGUAAAGGAUACAGUGGAAGGAGAUGACAGGUCAUUUGGUCUUUGGCACGAGCACCGGGGAAUGGUGAGAAAAAUCAUUCUGCAAGCUCGAUCCAUCCUCCUCCGCCUCUCCUGGCUCAAAGAUCUGAGAGACCUGCAGCAGCGCAGCAAACAGCCCACUUGGACUGCCCCGUGCUUUGAGCAGCAUCUUACUGACUAUCCAGCAAAGCUUGGACAAACUGUAAAACUGGUCUGCAAAGUCACUGGUACACCAAAACCAGCAAUAAAGUGGUAUAAAGAUGGUCAUGCUGUGAAAGAAGACGAGCAUCACAUUACAUCAGAAGGACAGUUAGGUGCUUGUUAUCUUGUACUGACUGGUGUCAUAGAGGCGGACUCAGGUCAAUACAUGUGUUAUGCAACCAAUCAUGCAGGGAACGCAAGCACUCUGGCUAAUAUCAUGAUUGAUGUGCCUCCAAGUUUUACAACCAGACUACAGAACUCAGUGCUUGUAAAAGGACAAGAUGUGCAGUUCAGGUGCUCCACACAAUCUACUCCUUUACCAUCAAUAAGGUGGUUUAAGGAUGGCAUUCAGCUUGAGGAUAACAGGAAACACCAGAUUCAAUCUGAUGUCCAAACAGGAAUUCUCACUCUCACUAUAAAGAGAGCUGAAGAGGCAGAUCUAGGUCAAUACCAGUGUGAGCUACAGAAUGAAGUGGGCAGUGCCAAGUGUAAAGCUGAACUCUGCCCUCCAGCACCAUUACCUGUGACAGUCAGGACCCAAAAGCAAUCACAAACUACCCCAACUCCAGGUAGGAUGAAGAGGAAUGUGAACAGCAGUUGCUGUUUAAGGCAGAGAAGGUGUGUAUUUGGCCACCCCCAGUCAGAAGGUUGGUCCAGUUCCUUUGUGAAGAACCUGUUUCAUAUACUCUUUCAGCCUGGAAACCCCAAACUACCUGCUGCUAGUGUUGAAGACACACAAACACUUAAAGAACAGGAUGUAGUGGAGAGGCAGGCACAGGCGGCACAGGAAGAGAGACCCAUGGAGCCUGAGGAACACUUUUACUCAGACACAGAGGAGGAAUUUCUGACAGAGCCUCCAGCUGUGCAAGUGGCCAUUGAAGACCUGACAGUCCGGCCUGGUCAGCCUGCAACAUUCUCAGCCAUUAUUACUGGCCAGCCCACCCCAGAUAUUCAGUGGUUUAAGGAUGACAAGGAAAUCUUAUCCAAUGACUACACAGAAAUAUUUCAUAGUAGUGCACGUUGCUCUCUCACUUUGCUAAAUACUCAAAUAGAGGAUUGUGGCACCUACAGCUGCAUAGCUAUUAACAGUGCAGGACAAGCAUCUUGCCUCGCCAAACUCAGUGUUGACACAGGUCCAGUUGACAUUGGGGAAGACAGAGAAGUGGAGUUUGGAAAAAGACGGAAAUUACAUUCUGUAUAUGAUGUUCAUGAAGAAAUAGGGAGGGGCACUUUUGGAGUGGUUAAAAAAGUCACACACAAGGCGAGUGGUGAAUGUUUUGCUGCUAAGUUCCUUCCACUCAGAAGCAGCACGCGGACCAGAGCGUUCCAGGAGAGAGACCUACUGUCCCGUCUAGCUCACCGCAGACUAACAUGCCUCUUGGACUUUUUCACCACAAGACGCACACUGGUCUUGGUUGUAGAAUUAUGUUCUACACAGGGGUUACUAGAUCAUUUGUUUUUAAAGGGAUCGGUUUCGGAGAGGGAGGUCCAGUUAUAUAUUCAGCAGGUUCUGGAGGGCAUUGGAUACAUGCACAGUAUGAACAUCUUACAUCUCGAUAUCAAAACAGACAAUAUCCUAAUGGUGUCCCCUGCAAGAGAAGACAUCAAAAUCUGUGAUUUUGGCUUCUGCCAGGAAAUUGACAACUCCAGACACCAGUACAGCAAGUUUGGGACACCUGAAUUUGUUGCACCAGAAAUUGUCCACCAAGAACCUGUGACAGUAGCCACUGAUAUCUGGUCUCUUGGUGUGGUUACUUACCUAUGCUUAACAUGCCACUGUCCUUUCUUCGGGGAGAAUGACCGUUCCACACUGAUGAAGGUCGCUGAGGGCGUGCUGUACUGGGACACACCUGAGAUCACAAGCAGAAGUGUGGAGGCACAGGACUUCCUACAUAGGGUUCUACAGCCAGACCCAGAAAUAAGACCCUCUGCAUCUGAGUGUUUGAGUCAUGAGUGGUUUCAGGGUUAUUAUGAAGAUGAAGAACCUGAGGACAUAAAUACCAAACAUCUAAAAUCUUUUAUUUCAAGAAGAAAAUGGCAGCGUUCCUUGACAUGUCUCGGCUCGGUUCUGACUUUGAGACCAAUCCCAGAGUUGUUGGAGGCUCCUCUGCGUGACGUUUCGAUUACAGCUACAAGGGAAACCCAGGAGCCCAGCAGCACCUCCCUAAGUAGUGGAUCCUCCUCAGAGUUUGAUGAAGCAGAUGCUUGGGACUUCUUCCAACAGGUGAGCCAGGAGGAUGAAGAUGAACUGGAAGAAGAGGAAGAAUAUGACCCUUACGCUCAUGUGUCAAAGACACCCACAGUUUUAAAACAGGAUGAAGAAGAUGUGCUUAUUGGUGAGGACCGCAUUCACAGUGGCCCACUGGUGAUUCCCACGACCGCACCAUCAACAGAGCCAGUCAGUUUGGAGAGGAGGGACAGUAGCCCCAAUCUUCACCUCUCUGAGAGAGAUGAAGGAUUGGAUCCCAUACCACGUCGUAGCCUCAUCAAGAGCACUUUUUACUGCAGUUCUGAGCAGCUCUCACCCAUGUCUGCUCGUCACAUGACUCUUCGGGAUAAAAUCCAAGCUAAAAAGCAAGAGCGUGGCCGUAAACCCCUCCGUGCCAGCCUCUCCGGCAGGUUAAAUGAGCCCCUCAUAGAGUAUGUAGAAGAUUCCCCAGACUUAGAGGCUAAUCGUAACCAAAGAAGAGGAUCAAUGCAUUCAUCUAUCCUCAAGUCAAGCUCAUUUGAUAGUGGAGUGAGUGCUGCCCAUCCAAGCAUACACACCCAGAGAAGAAGCAGGUCAUUAGAUGUAUACACACAACGCUCUCCAACUUCAACUGAGCCAACAGUGCAGGGAGAGGAAGAUGAGCAUGAUGUUGAAGAAAGCCAGAAACCAGAUGUCACUGAUGAAGAAGAGGAGAAAUCUGAAGAAGUCCAAGUGAGAAGGAAACUUUGCCGUCGCUCUGCGUUUUUGUCAAAGAAGGGCCCAUUAAUUGUGAGAAAGGUCAGAGCACAGGUUCAUGAGCCUGAAGAAGGACAUCAGCCAGCCUUGCAAAGUUCUUGUGAGGAUGACAACCAGUUGCAGGUCAGGGAAACAGAGACAAGACAUUUAGGUGAUGAGGAGAGCGUGGAUGGCUCACAGCUUUCACUAGCAUGUUCGCUUGACCACGGUUCAGAAGCUUCUAGCAGGAUAGGCUCACAUCAAGAACUCUCCCACAGACACCACCAUGAUGAGAACUUGAUCGCUGGAUCCUCUGGAAAAACAUCUCCAUGCUCUUUACUACAAGACUCUGAGGAUGAAGACAUGGAGAGGGUCCUGAGAUCUCUUCGCCAAGAUCUCCCGCAAGCCCCGCCAAGACGGCGCAGCAACAGUUCAAGCUCUGGACUAAAUGAGAUGCGCAAUAAGAGUGGCGUCCUUCUGAGAAGAAGCUCCUCUGCUGUUCCUGUCCAGGCUGCAGUAGCAGGACGAGAAAGCAAAGAGUUACUUCAAAGACAUGCCUCAGCCCCAGCUCUUCAAGCCAAACCUCCUAGUGGGAAAUCUUCCAAGCCUGGAUUCAUGAAGAUCUUCCGUAAACAUUCUUGGGCUAGCCAUUCUUCUCCUCAACUAGAAGGCUCGGAAAAGAAACAAACAGAAGGAGCAUCCUCACAACCCAAGACCCCUCUUCUAACUCUGAGGAAGAAGAUGCGAGCUUCAGCCUCUAGCAUUACAAAACUGUUUACCCGACAGUCCAGCAACGAGGAUGAAGGGAAGAAGAAAGGUGGACCAAUUGUGAAGAACUCCUCCCCUGCCAUGCCAGAGAAAAUGACCACAGUAACAGCCGCCACCUCAUCUGAAAAUCCUCAGAAGAAGUCCAAAUUGUUCUCGCUGAAAGUGCCGAUAUUUAAGAAAACCAAAGAAAGUCCAGUCAAACCAUCCAGGCCAGAUGUCAUUCAGCUAGCAGGGGGAGGAGCGCUUGUGUUCUGGAAACCUGUGCCAUCAAAAGAACUUGUCACAUAUUGUAUUCAGUAUAGUGUAAAUGGUGUGGAAUGGAGAAUGUUGGCAGAGAAUGUUACAGACAGCUGUUAUACAGUAAAUGCCCUUCCGAGAGGACCGGGAUAUAUGUUCAGAGUGUCCCAUAACACCAAGACAGGGUUGGCACCUUUUAGUGACCCUUCCCCACCAGCCUUUAUGGCCACACCUUAUGAAGACUCUCACAAUCCUCUCAUUAAAAUGGAAUCUAUUGGGUCAAAGGUCACUGUACCUGGAGGUCUUGGCACUGAGAAAUCUUACAGCUUCCUGUCUGAAAUCAACAGAGGCCGUUUCAGUGUGGUUAUGCAGUGUGAGGAUAGCCGCAGCUCUCAGAUGUUAGCUGCUAAGAUGACACUUUACAGACCAGAGCAAAGGCAGUUGGUGUUAAGGGAAUAUCAGCUGCUUCGCCGAAUGAACCACCCUCGAAUCGUCCAGCUGCAGUCGGCCAUCCUCACCCCCACCUUCCUGGUGCUUAUAGAGGAGCUGUGCUCAGGACGAGAGCUUCUUUAUAACCUUGCAGAAAGGAAUCUGUAUUCAGAAACACAGGUGGCUGACCUACUAGAGCAGAUUCUGAGUGCUGUGGAUUACCUGCACAGCAGACGCAUUGUACACCUGGACCUAAAGUCGGACAACAUGCUUGUGACGGGCCGAAAUGCAGUGAAGAUUGUUGAUUUGGGCUCUGCUCAGCCCUUCACUCCAGGACAGGCACUAAACGUUGAACACAUCAAAGAAAUGACAGAUAAUAAAGGUUAUAUUGUCCUUCCUAAAGCUCCUGAAAUCUUAGAAGGACAAGGAGUUGGACCUGAAACUGAUAUCUGGGCUGUUGGUGUUUUGGCUUUUAUAAUGUUGAGUGCAGACAGUCCCUUCCAUGCUGAAAUAAAUUGGGAGAGGGACCGAAACAUCAAAAAAGGCAAGAUCCAGUUUAAUCGUUGUUACCCAGGUCUCUCAGAGGGAGCCAUCAACUUUAUGAAGAACACCCUGAGCAACAAAGCCUGGGCAAGACCUACAGCUGCAGAGUGCCUCCAAAACCCCUGGAUACAAGGAGACCGUCCUCCUUCCAAACACACUGACUCUGUGGUCUGCUUCUCAACAGACAAGCUGCAGGCCUAUCUCAGGGAACGAGAGGUCAAGCGAGACCACAUCCGCACAAAAAUUAAUCUGCCCUUCCCAUAAUUCAAGGGACAGAACAUAUUUGGAGGCUGAAAGUGAUGUGUGAAACUUGACAUGCUAUUUGUAGUUUUUGAAAAGCUGUGUUGCUCUCCCACAAGGAAAGAUUAUGAUGAAAAGCUUUAGCUGUAAUGGUAAUCAAUGAUAUUUCUUUAGAUAUAACAUUUUUCAACACAUGUAAUCAGGCAAUCUGCACGACAUGGCUUCAGUUAUUGCUUUGUAAUCAAUCAAAAAUAACAUUGCUUACAUAAACACUGUUUUACAGUAGCGUAAAUAAAUGUAAUUUACAUCGAUCAGUGGUUAUAGAGCUUUUGGUAUGCAUAUCUAUCUAUCUAUCUAUCUAUCUAUCUAUCUAUCUAUCUAUCUAUCUAUCUAUCUAUCUAUCUAUCUAUCUAUCUAU
This is a messenger RNA of Cyprinus carpio (common carp), 19927 nucleotides long. It is a transcript of the gene obscna, whose product is annotated as obscurin, cytoskeletal calmodulin and titin-interacting RhoGEF a. The transcript has 85 exons. Bases 229 to 19533 code for a protein of 6434 amino acids. The record is from RefSeq and is a predicted model, not a curated record. Gene Ontology annotation, molecular function: protein kinase activity; protein binding; ATP binding. Lineage: Eukaryota; Metazoa; Chordata; Actinopteri; Cypriniformes; Cyprinidae. Gene Ontology annotation, biological process: protein phosphorylation.